CGCGUACGCGAUGACAUUCUGAAAAAAUCAAAUAUCGAAAGCGAACGAUCGAAUUUUAAAAAUAUUCGAAAUUCGAGUGUAGUUUGUGGUGUGCGAAUAAAUCCUUUUAACCGACAAUUUAUUAUACAUGGUGUUAUUUUUUGGAUAUGCUCCAACCGAGAAUAAGUAACAGUGGGGGCGGAGCUUUCAGGAUGUCACCGAAGCGGAGCUUUGUCGUGCUCGCUGCGCUUUUCUUGUGCACGACUCUGACGACAUGUCAAGAUUUUAAUUCUGAUGGAACAAUCGAAUCAUCAAGAAUCAAAAGGGAAGGAGGCCCAGAAAACAGGGACUUGACAGUACUCCUUGUGAAUCAGAAGAGAAACGAAUACAAUACGAAGGUCGGAAGGUAUCACAGCGUCAAACCUCUCAUCGGCUUGUUGACGUCGACAGCGAGGACUUUCAUCCAGGACGGUGUCACCACGGAAUAUGCGACCCAAAUCCUCGGCACCACCUUGGACAAUGGGCGCAUAUACGCACAGCUCCUCACCAAGUCUUCUUUAGUGUUGUACAAUAAGCCUUCUGCUGUCGAUGAGCCUGUCAUUGUCAAUCCGACGCGUAUACAUUCCGCUUUCGAUGGACAAUGGAACGUCAAGCAAGAUUUAGGCUUCAUAGACCCCGAGAAUUUCGUAUUAAAAAAUACAGAUUACUUGGCGCCUAAUAGUAUGAUGGAAAUCGUCUAUGCCAGUAAACCAGUUCAAGAUGUUAAUUACUGGAGUCCGUCAGCUCCUGAAAGCCAAACUGAAAACCAACUCGAUGAGCCGGUGGCACGCAGAGUGCAACCAGUUAAAGAGAUUCCGCGUUAUGUUCAGAAUGACGCCUUAAACUAUCUUGACGGUCCAGUCAUCGAAAGCGAGAAGAAAUUCGAAUUUUUCGUUGAACCUACCCAAAUAGCUUACAAUAACCCGGUCUAUAGACAAAGUAAGGCUUACGAACAUAUAGCCGAACCUGUCAAACCAGUUAUACGCAAUGAACCUUUGCCAGAGGAGCUUAAUAUUAGUAAAGUUAAACCUAAUUACGAUUUACCGACAUUUACGAUUAAAAACGAAUUCUCUCCGAUAUUUUAUUAUAUAGAUAACGUUGAAACGCGCAAGCAAUUUCAACCAGCAGUCCAACAGACUAAAACGCCUAAGAAGUUGUUUGGACAAAAAAGCGAACCUAGACCUAAGAAAACUUUCACGUAUGCCGGAUUUGCCGAUUUUACGACGGUCGUUGGAGAUACUGUUAUUAUAUUUACGCCAAAUACUGAAACCAGUCAACCACAGCACCCUGGGGAAGUUAAUGUUUUUCCAUCGGCUAAACCAGUUCAAAAGUUAGGUUCUAAGAUAACUUUCCUUGCCUCUGAUAUUCCUGUAGCAAGUUCCACAUAUAAAGCACACGAAGAUAUCUCUCCAACUAAAAUAAUAACGUCCAUUUCUAGUGAAGAUAAUAAUAGAUCCGAGAAAGCCCUUUACAAUGACGAAGAGAGCCUCAAAAAAGUCCUGUAUCAAGUUGAUGAUGUUAUUCCAGAUACAAUGAGUGUUCAGUUUGAUCAUAAUUUUGGUCUUAAUGUGGACGUUAUUCAACCAUCAGAAGUUUCUGUAUCUACAACAGAAAGCACACGCUUAACUGACUUUUUGGGUGUUAUACCGAUCCAAGAUUUUAGUUCUAAGCCGACGGAUCCUUUGAGCUCCGUUUCUCCGACACCAAUGGUAGUGGAAUCUUCUCAAGAAACCGUGGUCACAGAACCAAAUACUGUUGAUGUUUUUACAAAUUCCGAAGAAGAGAGUGAGAACACUGCUGCUGAAGUAAGUGAGACCGCAGAAGAAGACCAAGAAGAUGAGGAAGAAAACGAGACAACAACGGAGGCAUCACAAGCGUUAUUUACUACAACAGAAAGUGGGCAUAGUGAUGAAUCGUCAGAAGAUUUUGAAACUACCACUGAAGCGAAGGUAUUCGUAACGGAACCUGAACAAAAUAACGAUGAACAGGGCACUGAGGAUGAUGAGGAUGAUGAAAAUGAUAGCAACGAAAACAUUGAAACCUAUAAUGAAGAACACGAAACACAUGAAGACGUGUUUUGCACUAAUGGUUUAGAAACACAAUCUACAAUGACUACUGCUUACAAGACACUUACAUAUCUGACAACUUAUUUUAUUACAUUAGAAAACACUGAAACAACAACCUCUGUAAAAUCGGAUGUGGUUGUAGAAAGUAACAUUGGCUACUUUACAAAUGUUGUGUGUCGAACUAACUUUGAGAUCGAACCAACUGCAGUUGUUUCUAUUGAUGUAAAUUAUUCUGUACAUUCCAAUUUGGAAACCCCAGAAACGCAAUCAGAAGAACCAACAACUAAAACAAGUAUAGAGAUUGAAUCUAGCACUGAAGACUAUAAAACAAUAGUAGCUAAGCAAGAAAUCGAAAAUGUACCUCAAGGUGAAACGGUUAAUGAAGAAAAUAGAACAUCAUCUGAUGAAAGUAGCGCUGAGGCAAACAAUGAUGGAAAUGAAGAGAAACAGCCGACUACAUCGACAACCACCACCAGUACAACUACUACUACUACAGAAAGGGGGAACGAGAACAAUGAAAGAGAAACUACCAGUGAAAAUCAUACUGAGGAAACAGAAAGAGUCGGACAAGGUGUCGUUACAACGACUGAAUCACUGCUCGAUGAAGAUAAGGUGGAUGAUGAAGAAAAUGAGAUCGAUGUCAUAUAUAAAACACUUUACACUACUUACACAUACUUUACGACGUUCUUCGGAGACGAAUCAUCAAGUGUAGCCAGUCAUAAAUCAGUGGUUACAAAUAUUAUUACAUCUACGAUUGAUCUGAACAAGUUAGACCCUUCGUUACUAGGUGCUUUUGAUGAAGGAGAAAUAGCACCAACUAGUGUCGGUGUAGGGCGUCCGACUGAAUCAGUGGCCAUUAACAGUAUAAUUGAUUUGGUGAAAAACAAAGACGUUAUUGAAUCUGUUGAAGUUGAUGAAGUAUACAGUUCCCAGACGCCAACUCCAUCUUUAGGUGACGAUGUUGUUGCAAGUAUCAAGCCAGAUGCCGUAAAAACAUAUUUCACAACUUAUACAUUCUUCACAACUAUAUUUGUUGGUACUGAUGCAAAUGUCUGCAGUAGAAGUGAAGUAUACACAAACUAUGUAGGACCUGAUGCACUAGUACCAACAAAGAGUAACUCGCUCGCAGCAGAAAGUACAAGAGCUCAAUUCGACUUUAGGAAUUGUAGGCAAGUCAAAAUGGACCCCCCCUCAAAUCCUGAAGAUAACUCGUCUAUGGAAAAGACUAUCAGUGUUGAACAGAUGGAGCAAACUCAUAGCGAAACCAAGAAAGAAUUAAUUCAACCUAAUCCUCUUGAAGUUGAUAUGUUGUUUAGUGUAGAGGCUAAACCCUUAGAAUCUGACAAUUCAAAUUAUGUAACAGACGUCAAGUCCUCAUCAUCUAAAGGAGAAAGGCAAUAUUUAGAUAAUAACAAUGUAUUGGAUGAUCAAAUAAGUUCAGAGAGUAACAUCGAUGAAAUUUUGCCAUCCCCUACUCUUUUGCUACAGACUAGCUACACAACAUUUACGUAUUUUACGACAAUGUAUAUUGGUAAAGAUUCUAGUAAAGUCAAAAGUCACUUAGAAACUAUCACCAACGUUGUCACGGAAACUAUUAUGCCGAAUAAAGAACCAGAAGAGGAAAGUAAUUUACCUAUUACUUAUUACACUACCUUUACUUAUUGGACUACACUUUACAAGGAUAAAUCAACGACCAUCACGAGCCGUGAAGAAAUUGUUUCGAAUGUUGUCACUCCAACAGUUCAAGUAUUACCAACUGUCAGUCCAAUUGACACAACCCCCAUUGAAAUAGACAGUGUUCUACCACCAAAAGAUCUGGAAGUCGAGAUAAAACCAUCUUUAAUAGAUGAUAGCUCAGAACCCGAUGACGGUAAAGCAACGUUCUAUACAACAUAUACUUAUUUCACCACAUUUUACGCUGGAAACACUUCGCAAAUAAGAAGUAGCUUAGAAACAGUGACAAACAUUGUGGACAAUACAAAGGUCGCUGAAGACAAUCAAAUAGGGCGCAAAGUUCCGGUUGGUGCUCCAGAAAAUAAUUUGAUUCAAGACAAGGGUGAAAAGGUACUUAUUGCACCUACUUUGGUCAAGGAAGUUAUUCAGCCGACCAAACUACCGGAUAUCUCAUCAGCGUCACCUACAGUACUUUUAGGUACAUACAUUGAUAACCUAUUUGCUGAAGUAAAACCAGACGUACCAACAACUGAAAGCGAAAAGAAAAUUUUGUUUUCACAAGUGGCAGUUAUUUCAGGCGAUUCGACAAUCGUGACAAGCGAUAACAAAACAUUUAAUACGGAGAGUACUACAUCAUCAAUUACCACUACCACAACCACAACCACAGAAAACAAUAAUAUAAGCUCAUCCACAGAAAUUUUAGAGGGUUCAGUUACAACAGAAUCUGAAUCAUCUACAGAAUCUAAGUACGAAGAUGAGGAUGAUGGCACAAAUAGUAGGAAAAAGUCACGUCUUACUUUUAAACCUAAGAAACCGUCAAUUACUCCAGUCAUAACGCCAUUCUCAUCAAGAAAUAGGCCCACAUUUAUUCCAAAACGUGUACCUCUACCCAGUAGUGCUACCACGAUAACUCGUUUAGAUGCAACGCCUACCAUUACUGCUACACCAACAUUGAAAUCUGUUAGGCAGUCCGGUUUCCCAGGUAGCAGAAAGCAGUCCGCAUCGCCUGGAGCAUCUAGUGCCGGCAAACGUUUUCCUGGGCGUAGCAGUGUCAACAAUCCAUCGGCUAAUGCCCCAUCUGCGUCACGAGGUGGAUUUGGAAGAAGUUCCAUUUCACCUACAUCUCGACGAACUGGUUUUAGAACUAGUUCUCUGAGAAGUGGUAGCCUAGAUUACGCUAGUAGAUCAGCUGUUCCAAGAAUUAUUAGGCCUACAGCUUCGUUAAGGCUACCUGCUGCAAGAAACAGUAAACAACCAACUGCAUUAACUAUCCCACCCACUGAUCAAAACGAGGAGACUUUUGGAACUCAGUUUGAAGAAGCUGCUACGGAACCUUAUGAAGAAGUCACUGAACAACCGAUUAGAACGACCAAUAAUCCUUUGCUUAGGUUCAGAAGACCUCCAAUUUUAAGACAACCAGGAACAGCCAUCACUCCUCGUACGACUACACCAUCGAAUAGACGAGGAAUAACAUCUAGAAGUCGAAUCACAACAACAACUAGAAGAUCAACAACUCGUAGUACACCUAAUCCUUUACUGGCAUUGAGGAGACAAAGGCCAAAUGCACUGUUUCCACGAAGAAAUCUUUUCAGACAGCCAGAACCUGAACCAGAAGAAGAAGUCAAAGAAGAUGAACAAAAAGUAGAAGAAGAUGAAGAAUUAUUAGAAGAAGAAGAAGAGUUUGAAGAAGAUAAUGAUUACGAUUCAUCCGACAGAAAAGAGAGACAAGUCGCUACACCACCCACAUCAAAGCCCAUAGUACAAAUCAGACCUUUCGCAUUUAGGCGUCGUACCAAGCGUCAAGUUAACACUGCGAACCGUCGGUACACAAACUUUAGACGACCAGGACUAAAAGGUACAUCCACUAAGCGACCCGAACCAGAACCUGAAACGCAAGCUCCGUCUACACAAAAACCUAGACCAGGUUCACGAUUUAAUAAAGCAACAACGUCACGUAAUAAAGCAACAACGUCAUCCAGUGUAAAAGCUGCAUCUAGACAGCCUUUCAUUAUUCGUGGAGAAAGUAGAACUACAUCGACAGCUGCUACACCAUCGUAUAGAAGAGCAAAGACCCGGACUUCAUCUAGAACAACUACAUCGGCUUCUAGACCGAAACUACCAAGAUUAUCUGCCAAGACUUCAACCUCUAGGUCAAGUCCGUCUAGGGCAACGACCAGGGCUCGUACCCGUACAACCACGAGUAGAGCAUCAAGCAGACAAAGAAGCUCAUUUGAAAAUUUGAGUGGCGAGAGAUUCAACAAUUUUAACAACAUUCUUAAUGACGGAAAGAUUACUAUUACUUAUCAAAUACCAACAGAGGUCACUAUUCCUUUUGUAAACGGCAAAAUAACGGAAUACAAGAAUGUUUUGUCAGCUACCCCUAGCAUUGAGACUUUAUUACUAAAUCAAGUUUCGACAUCUAUAGGGCCAUUAGGUCAGCAGCAAUUAGUACUUGCCGCGGAAUCUACCGAACUAGCAGAAAACGGCGCUACAAAACUAAUUAAAUAUCUACUUCAUGAAACCCCGACAACUACAGUGAUUUUCACACCCACAACUAUAAGGGGCCGUAAGACUUCGUUCUCUCACAUUUUACCUAGCACAGUAUACAAUGUCGAAUCCGUAACUCAGACUGUGGCUCCAGAAAUUAAUACAAACGUUCCCUUGGCCAAUUUGCUUCUAUCACAACUUUUGCUUGGCAACCAACAACCUGCGAUCAACCCUCUCCUAGCAUUCCAAGGACAGGGAUUGUUACCGCAGCAACCUAUUGUACAAACUCCUGUAACGGAAUAUAAGACUAGAGCCACCACUUAUGUUACCACAAUCACUGAUGCUAGAGAAACAGUUUUGCCAAUUACAUUCAGAGGCAAGGCAAUUUUGACUACAAUUGUAGAUCCCACGACAAAUGUUAUAACCGCUACUGAAUUCGUUACGGAAACUGUGAUUACGACUCCCACUGCUUUAGGUCCAUCUCCGCAGUUGAAUUCGCUGCUUCUUCCUCUCUUACUUCAGCAACAGCAACAGCAACAGCAGAGCCUUUCGCUUCCUACAGUAAAUCCCUUAGCAGGAUUGGGCCAGUCAGACCUUAAUCUAAACAACUUAAAUGCCCUUCAAAACAAUUUUAAUAAUGACAUAUACAGUAACAGCCCCAAACCUAACAUCCUAUCAGAUCUGAAUAGCAACGAAAACUUCUCAGAUGAUUACGAAAUAGAUAACGAUGAUGAUUCCCCUCCACCGCCGCCUCCUUCUCGGUCAAGAAGCAAGCAAAAAGCGCCUAAGCCCGCACCUCCACCCAAGCAAACCAGUGUUGUCACUUUAUACGUAUCUGGUAAGCAUCCAGGUGAAUUCAGUACAGUUCUAUCAACGGUGAUCAGUGAUGACACACAGACGGUUAGGAAACGCGAAGCCAUUUAUUAUGAGGACGCCGUAGUCUCUCCAUCCAUUUUACCAACAAUAGACGAGCUGUAUGGUUCACAAUUGGAUAGUAGCGCAACAAUCUUACUUUCAGACAGAGAUAGAUUCUUAGAUGACUCCUCAUUUGAGAACCAGAUUGAAACCCAAAGCCUGGAGAGUAUUGUAGGUGAAAUCAGUAAGCAUAUAAAAUAUAACGCGUCACCAACGUACGUCGUAGACUUGGGCAGUCCUUCUUCAAUCAGGCAUAUGAAAGAAGGAACUUCGGUCGAUGAUAUUUCGUGAAAAUUAUAUUCCAACAAACGGUCUGUUGUAUAAAGUUAUGGUUUAAUUAUUUAUUUACAUUGUAUUAUAAUAAGUUAACUAUGAAUAGUGCCUUAUAGUUUUAAACGUAGUGUCUAAGAACAGAAUACUCUUUUGUACUUGAUUAGAAUAUGUUUUUCGAUUAAGGACACCAAAAAUAUUCCUAUGUUACCAUAAAAAAUGUUGGUAUAGAAAUAUUGUAGGUUACAAUCUGUACACUGCCUAAGAAUAAGUUUUAAUUGAACUUAGUUUACGAAUUCAAUUAUUAUCUAUAAUACUCAUACUUUU
Bombyx mandarina (wild silkworm) is the source of this 7757-nucleotide messenger RNA. RefSeq lists its product as uncharacterized. The record is from RefSeq and is a predicted model, not a curated record. Gene Ontology annotation, molecular function: calcium ion binding. Lineage: Eukaryota; Metazoa; Arthropoda; Insecta; Lepidoptera; Bombycidae.